Molecule: messenger RNA, 1063 nt
Organism: Baudoinia panamericana UAMH 10762
Lineage: Eukaryota; Fungi; Ascomycota; Dothideomycetes; Mycosphaerellales; Teratosphaeriaceae
Exons: 4
Coding region: 118-1041 (307 amino acids)
Biological process (GO): transport
Molecular function (GO): transmembrane transporter activity
Source: RefSeq, a predicted model, not a curated record
AUAUGGUUUGACGGCCACAUCAGGUUUACCAGGUGCUUUAUGGCUCUCGAGUGACUCUUUUGGCGCGACCUGCUCUGCUCAGAGGGCGAUGCGGCGGUUCGCAGUUUGUUCCGAAUAAUGGCCGCUGACUUCUGGGCGGGUUACUCUGCAGGCGUUGUAGGUAUAGUUGUUGGUAAUCCGUUAGACAUUCUAAAGACAAGAUUGCAAGCCGGCACAUGGAGAACAGAACCGUCAUCGAGUACAUUGCCAGAUGUCUCAGCCAACACCAGGAACAAUGCCACAUCACAGCGGUGGACUUCUCUUCUGCGAGGAGCCGCAGCCCCGAUCCUAGGCUAUGGCCUGCUGAACGCUCUACUAUUCGUAUCGUACAAUCGAAGCUUAGCCUUGCUGAACACUGGCUCGAUGAGUGACUGGCCGGAGAACCCAUCUGCGUGGAGCAUCUGGACUGCCGGAGCUCUUGGUGGCCUUGCAACCUUCAUCGUCAGCGCGCCAACAGAGCUCGUCAAGUGUCGUGCUCAAGUUAGCAAUCCUCCUCAAUCCUCGUUAGACAUUGCGAGGCAGAUGUGGAAGCAGGCUGGACUCCGUGGCCUGUACCUCGGUGGUGGCAUUACGAGCGUACGAGAUGCUGUAGGCUACGGCUUUUACUUCUGGAGCUACGAGAUGACCAAGCGUGCUAUGACUGCCGAAAGUGAUAGCCACAACCAGCAAGCCCUGAAAGUGCUCCUCUGUGGAGGAUUGGCUGGCAUUGUGACCUGGUCAUCCAUCUUCCCGUUGGACGUAAUCAAGACUCGCUACCAGACGUGGGACCUCGUACCAACCCAUUCGUCAAUGGUUGCUUCUCCUGCAGCUCAGCCGCUUCUGAGACAGACAUUACCGUUUACUGCAAGACCAAGCACAUUACACAUCGCAAAGGAAGCCUAUGCCGCUGAAGGCAUCAGCGUCUUCUCUAGAGGCCUUGGCGUGUGCUCUGCGAGGGCGUUUGUCGUCAAUGCCGUGCAAUGGGCCGUAUACGAAUACGUGAUGAAACAGUUGACCCAUUGAUCAGCACGCUACCUAUUCCGCU